Molecule: messenger RNA, 15405 nt
Organism: Exaiptasia diaphana
Lineage: Eukaryota; Metazoa; Cnidaria; Anthozoa; Actiniaria; Aiptasiidae
Product: hemicentin-1
Biological process (GO): homophilic cell-cell adhesion; axon guidance; dendrite self-avoidance
Cellular component (GO): plasma membrane; axon
Molecular function (GO): cell-cell adhesion mediator activity
Source: RefSeq, a predicted model, not a curated record
ACAGUUUGUUAUUGAGAAUCAGAACACUGUUUUGAAGAUUUUCCAGGUUGAAGAGGAAGUGUCUGGUCAGUAUGAGUGUAUUGGUACUAAUCUUGGUGGUGCCGACAGAGCUUCGUCUACAAUUACUGUUGUAGCUGCAGUUACGCCAACCAUCGACCAAGUAUCCUCACGAAUUGAAAAACUUGACGAUUUGUCACCGAUUACGUCAUCUGUUGGAGCGUCUAUAUUCAUGCUAGCAGGUGCACCCCUCACCCUGACCUGUCAAGCCAAGGGGGUGCCACKCCCUWCAUAUAMCUGGAGCUUYAAUGGUAAACCAAUCACAGGAGAGCAGUUCUCUGUGAUUGACAACUCUUUAGUUGUCAAUCAAACUAAACCAAGUGAUUCAGGACGGUAUUUCUGCACAGCGGUGAACGUGGUAGGGAAGGAUCAACGUUUCUCCGAUGUCAAGAUUACUGCUCCAACUAAGCCUCAAAUCCAGGGCACUCCACGAAACAUUGAAGUCCAGGUACAGGGUCCUAUUGCUUCAGAUGUUGGAAGUGUAAUUCGAAGCGUGGAAGGAGCAAGUCUACAGUUGACAUGUAACGCUUURGGUCUGCCGAAGCCACUUGUUCAAUGGAAGUUYGGAGAGAUUGUAUUCUCGGGACGUUUGUUAAAACUUACUGAGUUGAGUCCUGGUGACUCGAAGAAUUAUACGUGCGAGGCUCGCAACUUGGCUGGUACUGUUCGAAAGACAACUUCUCUUAUUGUACAAGCUAUUCGUAAACCUUCCAUCAUUAAGUCAAAAGAAGCCUUAUUACAAUUGGAUAGAAUUCAUCCAAUCAGAGCAGUCAUCGGACAGACUGUCACGGUCAUCCGAGGAAGUGUCGUGACAAUCGUGUGUAACGCAAGAGGUUACCCGCCACCAGCUAUUACAUGGACCAAGGAAAGAAUUGCUUUGCAGAGCUUAAGGGACACAAGAGGAUUCUCUGGAAAACGCUUCAACACAACUCUUUAUGUAUUAACCAUUGAUACUAACGUUAAAACUAAAGAUUUUAAUGGUCAAUAUGAGUGUCUUGCGAACAAUAUCGGUGGGAUGGACGGUGCGACAACUAAUCUAAUUGUUAAAGAACCAGCAAAGGCCGCUAUCAGAUCAACAACUCAAACAGGAUCCCUUGGCCUCAUCAAGUCCCUCUCAUCACGUGACCCCCUUACUAUAACAAUUGGUGACAAUGCAGAGCUCCUUACAAAAACAGUACUUACCAUCAGGUGUCCUGUCGUCGGACUGCCAACGCCUCAGGUCACGUGGUUUGCUGGUCGUAGGAAGGUUAUCAGUGGAAACAAGUACUUAGUAGGGAGGGGUGUGGAUUUGACGAUCGGCAGUAAAUCGUUUCCAACGACUGAGUUCGAUUCUUUGAUAUAUGCGUGUGUUGCGUCUAAUGUGUUAGGAAAAGACAGGGCUUAUUCGAAGGUUCGCUUUAUUGAACCAAGGGCGCCAAAGAUUUUAACAGUUUCAGGCAAUUUYAACUUCCCCAUCAAUGCAACCUUCGUUCUUACCAUUGGCAGUAGCGUGACAGCUGUCACGGGCAGCGUGAUAACGAUAUUGUGUGACGUUGGUGGUCUUCCUGAUCCAGAGAUUGUAUGGACUAAAGAUGCUGUGAUUAUAGAGGCAAGCGGAUCGCGUUUGAUUAUCAACGGGACUAAGAAAUCAGACUCUGGUGUUUACGAAUGUACAGCAACGAAUCUUGGUGGAUCGAGAAGGGAAAGAUCUUCAGUGAAAAUUGAAGAUAUCAAGGAAAUUACAGAAAAACCGAAGAUUUUCAAAUCUAAUCAAACCCUUAUUGCAUCGGAAAACAAACCUUCCUUUACCUUUGUCAUUGGAGGGAAUAUCACGAUCUUGGAGGGUAAAGACCUUGUGCUGCAGUGUCCUACUGUUGGUUUGCCAAAGCCUAAGGUGUCUUGGAUCUUUAAUAACACUCCAGUGGUCGAGUCAGAUACUCUAACUGUGGACCCUUUAACGAAAGCCAUCACAAUACUAGAAAUGACUCGUGAAGAGACCGGUAUGUACGAGUGCAUUUCUAAGAACGUCGCAGGACAAGACAUUGCAGUUACCUACGCUAUUGUUGUGGGUCCCAAGGCACCGAAAAUAAAGACCACUUCAAAUACAUAUUACCGUUUGAACCCUAAUCGAAGUCCAGUCACAAUCAACAUUGGUGAUUCAUUGACCACGUUCAAGGGUACUCGUGUUACUAUAAACUGUCCUUCUACUGGAUUUCCUGAUCCAAGAAUACAAUGGAAUCAAAAUGAUAAAGCAUUAACACCACAAAUAUCUAUAUUCUUGAACGGUUCCAUGUUGAUCUUAACCAACCCUGAGGUCGCUGAUACUGGGAAAUAUACAUGUCUCGUGACAAACCCUGGAGGAUCGCAAAAUGCGAGCUCUAAAGUCACUUUCUUGGCUCCCAAGCCACCAAAAAUCAUCACACAGGGACGUAACAUUGAAUUCCUCAAACGUGGAAUGGUAACUCUUCGUAUCGGAAGCAAUUUGAAAGUCCUUGCUGGAAACACUAUUGAACUAUUGUGUGACGCGACUGGAGUACCUAAACCUACCUUAACCUGGAAAAAAGACGUUAAUGUCUUACGAUGGGUGCGCCGUAGUCUUUUAGUGAACAAUAUACGAGUUAGGGAUAGUGGGCAAGUUAGUUGUGAAGCAAAUAAUUACUUUGGUAAAGAUAUGAAGUCAUCCGAAAUCACUGUUAUUGCCGGACGCAGACCAUCGAUCAAGUUUUCCAGACAAUCAAUCACCAAAUUGUCAGGCUACGUUAACGUAUCAUCAAACGUUGGGUCGAAAUUGAAACUCAUCGAACGGUCCAACGUAGAAAUACGGUGUACUGCCACAGGGAUCCCAACACCGAUGUACUCAUGGAGUCAUAAUAACAAGGCGAUUGUAAAUGAUAAGAGAAUUUCUUAUGAUAAUUCGACUGGAGUGUUGGUUAUACAGGGCGUCAGGAUGCAGGAUGCGGGAUUGUUCAGAUGCGAUGCUAUGAAUGCUCUUGGAAAGGAUCAACGAGUCAGUCGCUUAGACGUCUUAGCUAUAAAAAAUCCUAUCAUCGCCGAAUCUAAUAAUCAAGUCAACAACACAACACUUACUACGAUAUUGGCUCAAAUAGGAGACAAUGUUACUGCCUUAGUGAACACYACUAUUACAAUCAACUGCCCUGUAACUGGAUUUCCUAUGCCUGUGACGUCAUGGACCCGUAAUGCCUUGCCUGCUAAAGGAGAUCGCUUUACUAUAAAAGGUUCUGCUUUAAUUAUCAGSAAAGCUCAGAUCGCUGACCAAGGUAUUUACAUCUGCACAGCAAGUAAUAUUGGUGGGAAGGUCACGGCGAAGACUAGACUCAUCUUGGAUGCUGGAAAUAUGCCAACAAUUUUAAGCAGUGAUGAUGUCAUUUUCGACCAAUCAAAUUUUGUCCAGAGAACAGCUACUAUCGGAAGUCCAAUAUCRUUGCUAUCAGGAUCAAGAUUGAAGCUUCAAUGUCCUGUCACCGGGCUUCCUGUGCCUAAAGUAUCAUGGAAGGUUGACGGUAGAGUGUUUGUUGGUGGACCUGGUGUUGUGAUUGACAAUGUCAAUCAUGUUCUAACAGUAAACAGACUGAACCGAGGGCACUCAAACCGCGUUGUCAUGUGCACAGCGGCGAAUACCCUGGGAGCUGUGAGCGCAUCAAGUAGACUGACAGUUACAGAUCCCAUUCCUCCUAAAAUCACAACUUCAAAAACACGACUUGAGCAGCUUGACAGUCAAGACCCAGUUUACGCACGGAUCGGUAGCACUCUUAGAAUCCUAUCCGACACUUCUGUGUCAUUGAAAUGUCAAGCAUCAGGUCUACCUAAACCUGAAGUAGCCUGGACACUACCCAACAUUCCAGUGACGUCAGAGGGUCACGUGACAUUUGACAAUGACACGUUGAAGAUUGUAAAGGCGGGAAAAGAUUAUAGUGGGACGUACACGUGUAAAGCGACCAACCUUGUUGGGAUGACUACCGCUAGCUCUACUAUUACUGUGGAUGAGGUCAGUGGUCCUUCCAUCGAAGCAUCUUCACAAGUCUUUAACACCAUACAAAGCACCAAGCCUGUCAGUAUCAUGAUUGGRUCCAACCUUACAGCACUUUCCACAACAGAUAUUGCUAUCCAAUGCUCUGCCACCGGGGUUCCUGURCCUGUGACGUCAUUUUUCAAAGAUGGCGGUAUYAUCAAUGAAGAUCACGUGRUUGUACAGGGUUCAAAGCUUGUAAUUACAAAAGCGCGUUUCACUGAUGGAGGAGAGUAUACUUGUAGAGCAAGGAGCUUGUCUGGGGACGUGACAGUGUCUUCACAUGUUACUAUCAUCGCUGGACAAAAACCUCUCAUAUCGACCAGCGAAGAAGUGGAGUCACACCUCGAAGGCUUCACUAACUUAACGACAACUGUUGGUGCCUCCGUGUCCAUUCUCACAGGGUCUGGUAUCAGACUUCUGUGUCCUGUUAAGGGGGUUCCAAAGCCUGUUGUUACGUGGAGGRUUGAUUCAAGGGCAAGAAGUAACCGUGCUGUAUUUGAUAAGAUGUCGAAUUCRUUAACUAUUCCUAAACUUCGUGCUGAGGAYUAUGGAAACUAUAUUUGCAUUGCUAAGAGCAUCCUUGGACAAACCAGUGCCUUGAGUGCUGUCAACGUUAUUGACCCGUUUGGACCUGAAAUCGACUCAUCAAAACAAUCCAUCGCAGUUCUCAAGGUAGAUGUMCCCGCCAAAGUUCGUAUCGGCGCACGAGUGACAGUUCUAUCUGGAGUUACAUUAUCGAUAAUUUGUAAAACGUCUGGMCUCCCUCGCCCUAAAAUUACAUGGACAUUAAAUGGACAGACGUUAGACACUAAGAAUCACGUCACAAUCAAGGGGGAUUCCCUGGAGAUUGUAAACUCAGGUGCGGAAGAUAGUGGGGAAUAUAGGUGUACUGCUUCCAGUGCUAUGGGAGAAGAUACUGCUAAGACUGUUUUGACAGUUCAAAGUGGAAAAAAGGCACGAAUUACAACUGCUGGRCGGAAAGUCUCUCUACUGACAGGAAUCGCUAACUGGACGACYUACAUCGCGGAUAAUGUUACCAUCUUGAAAGGAUCMGARSUCGUUAUCCUGUGCCCAACUGAAGGUGUUCCUGCGCCUGYUGUCUCRUUCCUUUAUGACGGAAAACCAUUACUGACYAAUAAUAGAAUUAAGGUGGAUUUAAAAGACARAUCCAUUCGAAUAAAAGAUUUGAAGAUUAAAGAUUCUGGAACGUUUACAUGUGUUGCGAGAAACGUCAGAGGAGAAGAUAGGAAAAGUUCUAUUCUGAAUGUGUUAGUACCAUUUGGCCCAACUAUGAAAAUAUCUAAGAAACCCAUCGAUGGGUUAAAAUCUACCAAACCAGUCACGCURUCGAUUGGAUCCAGCGUGACAGCACUUGUCAACGCAACCAUCAUCAUCAACUGUGAGGUCAGYGGUCUUCCUAUACCAAAGGUUUUCUGGAUCAAAGAUGGCAAGAUGGUUGAUUCAAAAGGUCACGUGACCGUCGAUAAAAAUGCGUUAAAGAUCGAUAAAGCGUUGCUAAGUGAYCAAGGUGUUUAUACCUGCACAGCACAUAGUGACGUUGGUUCUGUAUCUGGCGUUUCYAAGGUUACAAUCAAAAAACCAAUUCCACCUAAAAUCAAAUCAUCAAACAAAACAAUCACCUCCUUAACACAGCAAAACCUCGGCAUCAUCAUCGGUCAAACCGUCAACACGCUGACUCGUAUUGAAUUCAACAUCACUUGUGAAGUCGAAGGUUUACCACAGCCUGAAAUUAUCUGGAAAAGAAAUGGUGUUAAGCUUCCGGCUGACGGUCGUACGUUUAUCAACGGCCCUAUCAUUUACGUGACUGGGACAUUGGCGAGUGAUACUGGGUACUAUAUUUGUGAAGCGGUAAACGUCGCUGGGAACAAGACAGCGGUCUCUAAACUGAGUAUUCAAGAACCGAUUCAGCCUCAAAUCAAUUCAACUUCCGAACGAAAGUUCCAGGAUUUGCGACCUGUAACUAUUCAAACAGAGAUUGGUUCUUAYAUAAAGACACURGAAACUAGUAAUGUUACUCUGACAUGCGCAGCWAGUGGCUUYCCAACACCUACCAUUUCCUGGAAAAAAGGUGUAACGACCCUAGAGGGUCAUGGGAACACGACAUACUCYAUUAUUGRUGCUAAGGUYGCUGACAGUGGGAUUUACACGUGCACAGCCAGGAAUAUCAAAGGGUUGGACUUCAGAACAACUAAUAUCACGAUUGUCGCUCCAAUUAGGCCAGUUAUUCAUACAGCAUCCGAAAAUCUCAGCGUUCUUCGCCUUGAGCCCGUGACUACAAAUCUUGGUAAAUCCGUGUCUACUUUAACUGGUAACACAAUCAUCUUGAGGUGUAACGCAACGGGCGUACCGUCACCCUCAUUACAGUGGUUCAAGAAUAACGAAGAACUCAAGAACACCGACAAUACGUUAACCAUACAGGAUGGAAAAGCAAGCCAAUCUGGUAUCUACWCUUGCAUCGCGAGAAACCUUGCAGGAGAGACGAAAGCAAGCACAGAUCUAAGGAUAUUAGAUGGGAAGUCUCCAUCAAUCCUUACUUCCAACGAAACCGUUACCAGGACAACGCAGAUUACAUAUAUCGUUACUAAGGUCGGUGGUGUCAUCAAUACUUUGCUGAGUGCCAAUGUAGAAAUAACCUGUCAGGUCAGCGGGUUUCCCCCACCGAAGGUCACGUGGUUUAAGGGUGAUAACGAGGUUCGUAGUGAUCCUACAAUCACAGUGAAUAAGAACGAGGCUUUGAUGUUUGUUAGUAUUGCACUGAGGAGRUCUGGAAUCUAUAAGUGUGUVGCUACCAAUCCUCUUGGGUCUGCCUCGGCCACGACGAUUCUGAAUGUUAAAGGCCUUAAACAUCCAUAUAUCAAUAGUAGUCGUGGUGUCAUCAAAAACCUCGAGUCACGUGACCACCGUAGAAUCUUUAUUGGUCAAGAUCUCAUUGUUCUCUCUGGAACCAACAUUUCCAUCACUUGUCCAUCUGGUGGUAUCCCGAUACCCGAAGUUACUUGGAAAACUGGAAAUGGUGACGGUUUGCCURUUGAUCGAUUCAGUGUUUAUGGACGAGAGUUGAACGUUGUUAAUGUUACUGGAGAGGAUACUGGACGAUAUGUUUGCCAUGCUGAGAAUGUUAUGGGAGAAAUAUCGCACGGCUCAAACCUCAAUGUCCUUGAUCCAGAAAAACCGUUUAUUUCUAAAAAGUACGAWGACUUMAAAAUCAUUGCACGAGAACCAGUGCAAGCGACCAUUGGCUCUAAAAUCACCACAAUUCCUGGCAAUAGACUAACUCUAACGUGUAAUGUUAGCGGGCUUCCUGAGCCUAAGAUUGUCUGGAAAAGGAACGACCUGCUUGCGCAAAAAGGUGGAUCUACCUAUGAAAUAUCUUCACUGACAACAUCAGAUACUGGUGCUUAUACAUGCAGUGCUAGUAACUUGGCUGGAGAGGUGACAGUGACAUCACACGUCUUUGUUCUCGUUGGCAGUAAACCUAGAAUAGUYACCCCUAAAGUCAACGUGAAAGCAACAGAAGGUGAAAACGACGUUAGCAUUGAAGUCGGUGGUAAUUUAACGACAAUAGUAGGAACUGGUGUAGAAAUACACUGUAAAGUCGAGGGAAUACCACGCCCAACGGUCACGUGGUUAGUUAACGGCUCCGUUGCCUUGACDACGGCUGAUCGGUUCGACAACAAAGAGACCAAUGAUUUGAUUCUGCUUGGAGUGAAAUUAAAUGACAUUGGUUUUUACACGUGUUUUGCUAACAACACCUUUGGUCACGUGUCGGAGACAACUCACCUUAGCGUCUUUGCUGCUAAAGGACCGGUUAUCCGAUUCUCCAAGUCCCAAAUAGAGGACUAUGAUGCUAUGGAACACAGGAUAACAAUAGGGGACAGCUUGACUACAUUAAUCAGUACAACUGUCACUAUAGUAUGUAAUGCCACAGGGAACCCACCACCUACAAUAACCUGGACAAAAUCAGGUUCUACGCUACUUCAAAGAAGACAAUUCAAAGCUGAAAAUAACACCUUGAAAAUUCAUGUUAGUUCUUGGUCUGAUACUGGACAGUACGAAUGYACUGCGACCAACGCGGCGGGAAUGGAUAGAAGRACCUCMUUCAUUAAGUUUGUCCCUCCAGAAAAACCCAUUAUCAACCGGACGUCAGUCAUCAUUGAAACUUACAACAGAAARCCCGUAACCAUGGCAAUAGGYAGUACUCUUAAAACCCUGACCCAGACCCCUAUCACUAUCACAUGUAACGCMUCUGGGAUCAGCACACCWAMGUACUCAUGGGAAAGGAAGGGAGYACCUAUUGUACCCUCKAAACAGUUUGAAAUAUCUAAGGAUGGUAARGAGUUGACACUUCGUGAUGUAAGCWUAGAUGAUUCAGGGAUUUACAGCUGUACCGCAAGUAAUAAAGCUGGUCAAGACACAGCAAUGUCACCUAUUCUAAUGACUGAACCUUCGCUACCAGUAAUUCGGGCCACUGACGAAAACAUCACUUGGUACGACAGAUUGCCCGUGUCCACCCGUGUUGGGGGUGAAAUAUUAGCCCUCACUGGUACCCAGGUCACUAUUACUUGUCAGGCUCGCGGUUUUCCCGAGCCCAUGGUKUCCUGGAGACUAAAUGAUGARACUAGUGCCCUUGAGACCGAUGGUCAGUAUAAGCUGGUAAACGACAGUCUUGUGAUUUUUGCUGUUCAACCCAGCGAUAGCAGUAGAUACCGAUGUAUUGCCAGUAAUUUGGCAGGAAAUGUCCAGUCACAAACCAAACUGAAAGUCAUUGAUCCUGAAGAGCCAGUAAUUUUAAUAUCCGACAAGAUCAUCAGAACAGAAGACCGUAUUCCCGUCACAGCAAUUAUCGGAGAUCGUAUAGUGGURUUAUCCGGUACUACGGUAUCAAUCCAAUGCCCUGUUAAAGGAAUUCCCGUACCAGCCGUGUCCUGGAGUAACGGUGGAAAGUUUCUCCAACCAAAAGAUGUUAAGCGGACGUUAGUAUUGAAUAAUACAUCGUCUGCUAAUAGUGGCGAGUACACGUGCACUGCUAUAAGUCCUAUUGGUGGCGAUGUUGCGUCAUCAACGGUGUUAUUCACAGAUCCACUAAAACCAGUCAUCCAGAUUCCAUCAAUCUCCAAAGUGAUUCAAUUAAGCACCAAAGCCAAAGUAAACAUCACCGUCCCUGACACAGUGACAGUAUUCGAAGGAACAACUKUAGUUAUUGAAUGYCCUGCUAUUGGUUUACCAAAACCUAWAAUAACAUGGGAAAAAGAUGGCAAAAAGCUUACAAGCUCUUCUUCUGGUAAUACUCUGACUGUAAUACUUAGUGGAGUAUCAGAUGGYGGUGUGUUUACAUGCGUGGCUGAAAAUCCUGAAGGCACUGCACGUCAGAGCUCAGCGAUUAAGGUUAUUGAACGAUCCGCCCCAAAAAUCAACUCUAAAUCAGGACUAAUAGAUUCUCUUGAUAAGCAACAAGCMACGAACGCUACCAUUGGUCAGAAGAUUAAAACCCUAACWAAGACRYCAGUCUAUAUCAAGUGCCCCGCCACAGGGAGCCCAGAGCCUAUUGUUACAUGGAGUAAAUCRGGCGAUUUGAUAACCWCUGGGGAGSGAAUCUCAGUGACUAAAGAUGGGUAUCUUGUAAUCCAGAAUGGUCGAACAUCUGAUAGCGGGGACUACACGUGUACUGCAAGUAGCAUAUUGGGCCUAGACUUAGCAAUGUCGACCAUUAUYAUAAUGAACCCAACAAAACCCAAAGUGCUGAGAUCUACUGGGUAUAUAAUCUGGUACGAGCAUCGCCCCUUCAAGAGCACUAUAGGAGACAACYUGACAACAAUGAAGGGUCGUAAGCUAACUCUUGUCUGUCCAGCGAAGGGUAUGCCACGCCCUGAAAUCGCAUGGUAUCGAGGUGGCGAGAGAAUGAUYAACGAAGAAAAUAUUGUCAUAAAUGGGAAUACUCUARUAAUAUCCGAYCUUAGUGUGUUCGACACGGACCGGUAUACCUGUGUCGCUUAUAACUAUGCCGGUGCAGAUGGUGCAACCACGACCUUGAAAGUUUUUGAUCCCGUUGCCCCGCAGAUCUUUCCUUCUACUGGACUGGUCGACGCGCUGUCCGGUUACAGCCCCGUCAAAGUAACUGUCGGUCAAGACGUAAUCGCUCCCGUCAAAAGCGAAGUCAAACUGAUAUGYCCAUAUAAGGGUGUACCACGSCCUAAGGUGCUUUGGAUCAAAGACCAUGUGGCUGUUACCUCUGACGAUACGAUCGAGGUGGACUGUAAUGGAACUAUUAAGUUUCAUGGUAUCAGGGCGAGUGAUGCUGGCGAGUUUGUUUGUUAUGUGGAGAGCUUUCUUGGCAUWGAUAUGGCACUUUCUCACAUCAAACUUGUUGAAAGAAGCAUUCCUGUUAUUCAAAAAUCGAACAAUGUCAUUCCUCUAAGUGACAAGAUUAAAGUCACAGCUACAAUAGGRGAUAACGUGACAGCGUUACCWACCCAGACAAUAGAAAUCAAGUGUAACGCAACRGGRAUACCUWAUCCUACCAUCAAAUGGACAAGAAACGGUGUUCAGAUCAAAUCAGUAGGGAUGUAUUCUAUUGAUGAGAGRGGRACACUGACUAUCAACGGKGCWGGYAGAGAUGGUUUGUAUCAGUGCGURGCRACGAAUGACCAGGGAUCUGAUAGUGGAACCACACAGGUUACUGUCAAAGAGCCAAAGCCUCCAGAGAUUAUAUCACCAAGAAAUCCAAAGAACAUUCCCUUUACGCAUAACAAGAACGUGACAAUCAAUAUCAGAGAUAACGUGACCGCACUGCCKGGUUCAAAUAUMACCAUUAAGUGUCACGCAAUCGGUGUUCCUGAUCCAAUCGUGACAUGGCUUAAAGAUGAUAACGUGACACAUUCUGUUAAUAAUGACAAUUCAUUGGUUAUAAACAAAGCGUUAGAAUCGGAUGCAGGACGAACCGACCAAACCAGCGAUCGAUCGGCCAAUAGAUCCACGCAACAUCCCACCCACAGAUACCGAUCACGUGACACUGAGUGUGGGUGAUAAUGUGACAUCAUUGGUUGGUUCUCGGUUGCUGAUCGACUGCGAUGCGGACGGUGAUCCACCACCGAUCAUCACCUGGACUAGAAAUGGCAAAGUGAUAAAGAAGGACRAUAGUUUGUUCGUGUUACAUACUAAUGGAUCUCUAGAGAUUCCUAAAGCAAUGCUUGGACAUGCAGGUAGAUAUGUUUGUACUGCCACCAAUGUUGGGGGUCAAGACAGCGAAGAGGUGUAUGUCAAUGUGAUAGAACCUCAAAAGCCAACAAUCUCCACACCAGACAAACCAACCAACAUAUUUAACAAAGACUUGACUCCAGUAACCAUGACAAUCAGUGACAACGUAACUGGUGUUGUUGGUACGACAAUCAGUGUGGACUGCGUGGCGAGUGGAGUCCCUACACCAACCUUAACGUGGACCAAGAAUGGCAAAGUCCUUCGUAACGUUGAUGGAUACGUGGUUCAUACGAAUGGUACACUUACGAUAGCCCAAGCUGGUCUUAAUGAUACGGGACUUUAUACAUGUACAGCGAAGAAUGUGGUGGGAGAGGAUAGCGCGACGUCGAGUAUACAUGUUAUCGAACCAUCAAAGCCAAAUAUCAUUCAACCUGACAAACCCAGUACCAUUCCCCCUUGGCAAAUUGGUCACGUGAAUGCCWCAAUUGGUGACAACAUUACAACUCUCACUGAUUCAAACAUUACCGUUCACUGCCCUGCUAAUGGCGCCCCUCCACCAAAAUGGAGUUGGAGUAAGGAUGGAGAGAAGAUCAUUCCAGGAAACAAGUACAGUAUGUUGAAAAAUGGUACUUUAGUCAUCACGAAGAUUACUAUUGAUGACUCAGGGACAUACCGCUGUACCGUAGAGAAUAUUGCAGGCAAAGUUGAUGCAAUAACUCGUAUAUUAUCAAAAGCACCCGAAGAACCUAAGAUUAAUAAGACAGACAAACCAACAAACAUUUCUAGUAACGAUACAAAACCAUUAAACAUGACUGUGGGCUCAAAUCUCACAUCAAUCGCCAAUACAACCAUAAGAAUCAAUUGCUUGGCCAGCGGAUUUCCCUCACCGACUAUACGGUGGAAGAAAGAUGGCAAACUGUUGUUGUUGGAGGAUGGUUACAAGAUUGAACAAGAUGGAUCCUUGUUGAUCGAGGAUGCUAAGCCUGAGGAUAGUGGACGAUACACAUGUGAAGCAGAGAAUGUACAGGGACAAGACAAGGAGUCAUCUACGAUCAAAGUCAUAAAACCCAUCAAGCCUCAUAUUAAAAGACCUCCAGUCAGUUCCAUUGAAUCAAUAGAAAUGCACAAACUUAUCAACGCUGGUGUUGGUACCCAAAUCACCACGCUAACAGAAAACUCGAUCGUGUUGGACUGUGUGGCAACUGGACUUCCUCAGCCAAAGAUUACCUGGACAAAAGACUUCCUGCCAAUCAGUUCAGGGAAGUUUUACCAAAUUUUACCAAAUAAUAGUCUGGUUAUCGAGAAAAGCCAGCUGGAAGAUGUUGGGGAAUAUACUUGCACGGCGAAAAAUGACUUUGGUGAAGAUAAAUUGACAUCUUUUAUCGAUUUGAUCGGUGURAUAGAUAAAGAAGAUUUCCAAGAAAUCAAUGCAACCAUUGGCCAUCACGUGAAAACGCUCAGUCGCGUCAAUAUCACUGUCACGUGCUCUGCACGUGGUGUACCUACGCCCAGCAUUGAAUGGAUGAAUGGCGGGAAAAUGCUUGACGUUAAAGGACCCUUGUUGAAACUCAGUAACGUAAACCAAUCCCUUGCUGGGAAGUACACCUGCAUUGCUACAAAUAUUGCUGGAAAUGCUACUGCUUCAUCUAUGAUUCACGUUAAAGAACCUGUAACUCCAGUCAUUCAAAAAACAAACGAAGAACUCGUGGUACACGAAGUGACAUCGGUAUCGUCUAACAUUGGAGGAAGCAUCGAAACCUUGAUUGGAUCCAAUCUCUUGCUUCUUUGCAAUACCACAGGAUUCCCACGUCCACAAGUUAAAUGGACAAUUGCUGGAAAUCCCAUUAGAAAUGGUGAUCGAUAUGUUUUUAGUGAAAGAAGUUUGAGAAUUUUUGGUGCGCAGCCGAGAGAUUCGUCGGCGAUCACGUGCACUGCUACAAAUAUUGUGGGCGAGGACUCUGCAACGACUGAAUUAAUCAUCAAAGGCCUCCUUCAACCAACAAUCAGUGUAGUCAAGAAAACAAUCAAAGACUUCAACAAAUCUAAGCCAAUAGGAGUCACCGUUGGUACUCAUCUCAUCACCGGGCCUGGUACGGUAAUUGUGGUAUCKUGCCCAGUUCUUGCGCGACCAAGAGCUAAACUAUCUUGGCAAAGAAAAGGCGUUCCCAUACUUCCUAGCAAGAAGUACAGGUUCAAUACUGAUAAUUCAAAGUUAACUAUCAUUAAUGUUGGGUUUGAUGAUGCCGGGUCGUACGUCUGUACUGCCUUUAACCGUGCAGGAACUGAUUUYGCCAAGAUUGAUAUGACAGUUGCAACUCCUCCUGUUAUAACGAACGUCAGAGGAUCAUUUGACGUCACAGACAUCCGGGAACUCRUCUCCAUACAAACAGGUGCCGUAGUAACAAUACCUCGAGGGGUAUCUAUCAGAAUCCAAUGUGAAACCAAAGGCAUCCCAACACCUAAUAUUACUUGGUUCAGGGUUCCUGAGGGGACUAAAACACGACAACCAAUAGGCCUGUUUACUAGAGGUACAUAUGUCGAUCAAAAUGGAUUCCUGUCGAUCGAGAGAACCAAUGACUUGGAUAUUGCUCAGUACAUCUGUGUUGCUACUAACAUAGCAGGCAGUGAUGAGGGUGUUACUCAUCUCAAUGUUGGAGUUGUGCCUCCGUUACCUGGUCAGUGGUCUGCCGCAAGAAAGUUCACAAGACCACGCAUUGAACGAGUUGAAUCCAUGGCAACGGUUGUGCGAGGAUCAAUCGUACGUAUACGUUGCGCUGUUUACGGAUCACCAAAGCCUAGAAUUACGUGGAUAGUGGUCGGUAAUAAACGUAAGGAUCAUUGGGUUAUUCAUCCUGAUGGAACUCUUGAGAUUCCUAAAGUAGACUUCUCUGAUGAAGGAAACUAUACUUGUAUUGCUACGAAUGCUUAUGGAAAGACCUUUAGGAGUACAAACCUACAAAAAACUCGUCCUGCUGCGGUAGAGCGAUCAAGAAACCUCAUUAUUGGGUGUCCAGUAAUAGGACGACCAAAACCUUCCAUUYUGUGGCUGAGAAAUGGCAUGAAAGUCCACAAUGACAGUAAACAUUGGAUAACGGGWGGUAUUCUCAUGAUUAACAGCGUUUCACCAGCAGAUGCUGGAGAGUAUUUCUGUUACGCAAAAAAUACUGCUGGUGAAGACGGAGGUGGAAUAGACUUGCAUAUCCGUUCCAAGAUUAUCGGUCGUUGGCUGGGAACACCCUGGAGUGAGUGCAAGAACUGCUACGAAAACUUCAAAGGUUAUAAAAAACGAACAGUAAACUGUGUGGAUGACAAGAGUAACAUUGUCCCUGUAUCGUACUGUGCUGGGUUUCCACGACCUGCCACACAACAAAAGUGUAGAGCACGKUCUUGUGAAGCUAUUUGGGUAACCAAACCUUGGUCGGCGUGUUCUGCUCUGUGUGGUGGUGAUGGGAUCAGAACACGAGAUGUUAGCUGUGUAUUCUACAGAAGUCUUCUUCCUGCCAAUGGUCACUGUCCAGGACAAAAACCAGACACAUCACAGCCUUGUAACAGAGGACCAUGUGGACUAAGACAAUGUAAAGAUAUCGUUAAUUAUUGUCAACAAAUCAAACAGCGAGGGUUAUGUAGAGCCUUCAAGCAAUAUUGCUGCGAUACUUGUGGAGGACAAGCGUCAGUAAUUCAACAACAAUAGUUUCAAUAAACAUCCACAACUUUAGCGUCAAUUCGUCUUGGYCGAGCUGGUAAAAACACCCAAUAAAAUGCAUCCCCGAGUACAGUAAAGCAGUUUCCUGAGUUGUUCUUCCUUUGGCUUGUUUUCGCAAGAGCCUCGGCCUUUGAUAUUUUAUUAUAUAACAUAUUUAUCGUUGUUUUGUUGGAAGAUAUUUAGGAACAAUUUACUAAACACGCGGAGUAUCAAGAACAUCUAGAUAUGUACUUUAUGUUGCAUUGGAUUGUCACGCUAGGUCUCAGACCCUUGUCAUAUUAAUUGGACGAUGCUGCCUGGUGACAAGAAUAUCAUAAAUAACUAUCAAUGUAUUUUAAGAUGUAUGGUUAUGCGGUCUAAUUUUAAUUKCAAACCUGUUAAAAUUAUAAGAAUUUCAAAUUAAAUUACAAUGGUCUAUGCA